AUGGCACAGGUAAGGGCUCUGAAGGAAAUCAUGGCCCUUUUAUCUGCUAACAGCACAGCUGCUGUGAACAGCUCUGACACUCGCAUGGCAGGCUGCUUGCUCAUUGGCAUCCCUGGGCUGGAGCACCUACACAUCUGGCUCUCCAUCCCCUUCUGCACUGUGUAUGUAGCUGCCCUGGCAGGCAACAGCAUUUUAAUUUGCGUCAUCCUUUCUCAGCCAAGCCUGCAUGAGCCCAUGUACAUAUUCCUGUCCAUGUUGGCCAGUGCUGAUGUCUUGCUCUCCACUUCCACCAUGCCGAAAGCACUAGCCAACUUCUGGCUUGGUUCUAGUCACAUUUCCUUUGAUGGCUGCCUCACCCAGAUGUUCUUCAUCCACUUCCUCUUUGUGGCUGACUCUGCAGUCCUGCUAGCCAUGGCCUUUGAUCGCUAUGUGGCCAUCUGCUCUCCUCUGCAAUAUGCUAUAAUCCUCACAAACACGGUCAUUGGGAAGAUCAUUGCUGCCACCCUGAUCCGCAGCUUCAUCAUCAUGUUUCCAUCCAUCUUUCUUCUCAAGUGCCUGCACUAUUGCUGGAUCAACAUCAUCACACAUACAUUUUGUGAGCACAUGGGCAUUGCCCGACUGUCCUGUUCUGAUAUCUCCAUCAAUGUCUGGUAUGGGUUGGCAGCUGCUCUCCUCUCCACAGGCCUAGACAUCAUCCUUAUUGCUGUUUCCUAUAUUCACAUUCUCCGAGCUGUCUUCCACCUCCCUUCUCGAGAUGCCCGGUCCAAGGCCCUGAGCACCUACAGCUCCCACGUCUGUGUCAUCCUAGUUUUUUACAUCCCUGCCCUCUUUUCUGUCUUUGCCUACAGGUUUGGUGAGAGACGCAUCCCACGCUAUGUCCAUAUCCUCCUGGCCAACCUCUAUGUGGUCGUCCCACCUAUGCUCAAUCCCAUUAUUUAUGGAAUGAGGACCAAGCAGAUUUUGGAAGGGGCUAAACAGAUGUUUUCAAAUCUUGCUAAGAAAUCCAGAUAA
Molecule: messenger RNA, 1011 nt
Organism: Equus quagga
Lineage: Eukaryota; Metazoa; Chordata; Mammalia; Perissodactyla; Equidae
Product: olfactory receptor 52B6
Exons: 1
Coding region: 1-1011 (336 amino acids)
Biological process (GO): G protein-coupled receptor signaling pathway
Cellular component (GO): membrane
Molecular function (GO): G protein-coupled receptor activity; olfactory receptor activity
Source: RefSeq, a predicted model, not a curated record